CUGCGCUCGCCACUGUGAAAAGGAAGGGGGGGGGGCGGGCCCUGCGCAAGGCAUUUUGGGAACGCGAGGUAUUCUGGGAGCGCGGGCCCGCCAUUCGCUCGCCUCACGCCUUCGUGGUCGCCAGUCUCCGCAGCACCAGAAAGGAAGAGACCGGAGCCGGACUCUCUUCCUGCCAAGAUGUCUAUUGGUGUGCCGAUUAAAGUCCUGCAUGAAGCGGAGGGUCACAUCGUGACUUGUGAGACAAACACCGGUGAGGUGUAUCGAGGGAAGCUCAUUGAAGCCGAGGACAACAUGAACUGCCAGAUGUCCAACAUCACAGUCACCUACAGAGAUGGCCGUGUGGCACAGCUGGAGCAGGUGUACAUCCGCGGCAGCAAGAUCCGCUUUCUGAUUUUGCCUGACAUGCUGAAAAACGCACCCAUGUUGAAGAGCAUGAAAAACAAAAACCAAGGCUCAGGGGCCGGUCGGGGAAAAGCUGCUAUUCUGAAGGCCCAAGUGGCCGCAAGAGGGAGAGGACGUGGAAUGGGACGUGGAAACAUCUUCCAGAAGCGAAGAUGAAUUUAUCUGUUGGACAGAAAUUUGCCCUUAUUUUUUCUUUGAGGUUGUCUGGGUUUGGGGGGUGCGCACCUGUGUAUAUGUCCUAGGUUAUCUUUUGACAUCAUUUUCUUUAGAUCAGGAGAUAUGUUAAACUAAAUAAAUAUGGUGAUGGUG
This is a messenger RNA of Camelus dromedarius (Arabian camel), 711 nucleotides long. RefSeq names its product small nuclear ribonucleoprotein D3 polypeptide (gene SNRPD3). The coding region runs from base 178 to 558 and encodes 126 amino acids. NCBI's taxonomy places the organism in Eukaryota, Metazoa, Chordata, Mammalia, Artiodactyla, Camelidae. The transcript has 4 exons. Gene Ontology annotation, molecular function: RNA binding. The record is from RefSeq and is a predicted model, not a curated record. Gene Ontology annotation, biological process: RNA processing; spliceosomal snRNP assembly. Gene Ontology annotation, cellular component: spliceosomal tri-snRNP complex; pICln-Sm protein complex; U12-type spliceosomal complex.